CGCCGGCGCAGUCUGACAGCCGGGUCCUUCUUCUCGCCGCAGCAGCACGUCGCGUCUGGAACCUUCUGAGCGGCACCGGGCGGAUCCACCCGAAGAUCUGCGUCCAUCCGAACCCGAAACGCGGCAUCUCAGCGCCGCGCACCCACCGGUCCCGUCCUAAAGUCUCCCGUGAACAUUUCCCACCGAUUAUUAGAGUCGCGAUGCCCGAAAUGAUGGCGGCCCAGAGAGCCUCGCGGGGAGGCAAAAACAAAGGAGGGGCGUACGUGGACCGCGACAAGCCGGCCCAGAUUCGGUUCAGUAACAUCUCCGCCGCUAAAGCUGUCGCAGACGCCAUCAGAACCAGCCUGGGACCCAAAGGCAUGGACAAGAUGAUCCAGGACGAGAAAGGCGACGUGACCAUCACCAAUGACGGGGCCACCAUCUUGAAGCAGAUGCAGGUGCUCCACCCUGCAGCCAAAAUGCUGGUGGAACUGUCCAAAGCCCAGGACAUCGAGGCCGGUGACGGCACCACCUCCGUGGUGGUGAUUGCUGGAGCGCUGCUGGAUGCCUGCUGCAAACUGCUCAUGAAAGGCAUCCACCCCACCACCAUCUCGGAGUCCUUCCAGAAGGCGGUGGAGAAGGGCGUGGAGGUGCUGACGGGCAUGAGCCGCCCGGUGCAGCUGAGCGACCGCGAGACGCUGCUCAACAGUGCCACCACGUCGCUGUGCUCCAAGGUGGUGUCGCAGUACUCCAGCCUGCUGGCGCCAAUGAGCGUGGACGCCGUCAUGCGCGUCAUCGACCCGGCCACCGCCACCAGCGUCGACCUGCAGGACAUCAAGAUCAUCAAGAAGCUCGGAGGCACCAUUGACGACUGUGAGAUGGUGGAAGGCCUAGUGCUGAACCAGAGGGUUGCCAACAGCAGUGUGACCCGCAUCGAGAAGGCGAAGAUCGGCCUCAUCCAGUUCUGCCUGUCUCCUCCCAAAACUGACAUGGACAACCAGAUCGUGGUCUCGGACUACGCCCAGAUGGACCGCGUGCUGCGGGAGGAACGUGCCUACAUCCUCAACCUGGUGAAGCAGGUGAAGAAGGCCGGCUGCAACGUGCUGCUCAUCCAGAAGUCCAUCCUCAGGGACGCUCUGAGCGACCUCGCCCUGCACUUCCUCAACAAGAUGAAGAUCAUGGUGGUGAAGGACAUCGAGAGGGAGGACAUUGAGUUCAUAUGCAAGACCAUCGGCACCAAGCCCAUCGCCCACAUCGACCACUUCACCCCCGAGAUGCUCGGCUCGGCGGAGCUGGCAGAGGAGGUCAGCCUGGACGGUUCCGGAAAACUGAUCAAGAUCACUGGCUGCAGCAGCCCCGGGAAGACAGUGAGCAUCGUGGUGCGCGGCUCCAACAAGCUGGUGAUCGAGGAGGCCGAGCGUUCGAUCCACGACGCGCUGUGCGUCAUCCGCUGCCUGGUCAAGAAGAGGGCUCUGAUCGCCGGCGGCGGCGCUCCGGAGAUCGAGCUGGCCGUGCGUCUGGCCGAGUACUCACGCACCCUGGCCGGCAUGGAGGCGUACUGCAUGCGGGCGUACGCCGACGCCAUGGAGGUGAUCCCCUCCACGCUGGCCGAGAACGCCGGCCUGAACCCCAUCUCCACGGUGACAGAACUGCGCAACAGGCACGCCCAGGGCGACAAGAUGGCUGGCAUCAACGUGCGCAAGGGCGGCAUCUCCAACAUCCUGGAGGAGCUGGUGGUGCAGCCUCUGCUGGUGUCCGUCAGCGCCCUGACCUUGGCCACGGAGACGGUCCGCAGCAUCCUGAAGAUCGACGACGUGGUGAACACCCGAUAAGAAGAUCCGAGUUCUGUCCCGUGAGUUCUGUCACUCAGCCUGCGCGUACCACCGCGAGGGACCAGAGGAACUCUGUCGACGCCCAGUCUGUUCAGAUCUCCACUGUAGUUGUUACGUUGCGUAAUUUAAUAAAAAGGCUCGUUUUUUUUUGUUGACACCUGA
Messenger RNA from Scophthalmus maximus (turbot), 1973 nucleotides. It is a transcript of the gene cct4, whose product is annotated as chaperonin containing TCP1, subunit 4 (delta). The transcript is spliced from 13 exons. NCBI's taxonomy places the organism in Eukaryota, Metazoa, Chordata, Actinopteri, Pleuronectiformes, Scophthalmidae. Gene Ontology annotation, molecular function: ATP-dependent protein folding chaperone; ATP binding; ATP hydrolysis activity. Gene Ontology annotation, cellular component: chaperonin-containing T-complex. The record is from RefSeq and is a predicted model, not a curated record. Bases 201 to 1811 code for a protein of 536 amino acids. Gene Ontology annotation, biological process: protein folding.